CUCCACUGUAUUAUGGAGUAGAGUAGCGGCUUGUCAGAGCGUUGGAAACAAGAUGGCGGCGUUACGGGCUGUGGUGCUCUCCGGCAGCGGGAGAGCCCUCCUCGGCACUCCCAAAACCAUAAAGACACCCAAGGCCAACAUGUCUUUUGCCAGCCUGCCUCGCAGCAAAAAGAUGGCCCUGACGACACUCGGCGUGGUCACAGCUGGCGGGGCGGGGCUCGCCAUGAUGCUGCACCAGUCUGUGAAAGCCUCAGAUCUGGAGCUCCACCCACCUAACUACCCAUGGAGCCACGGCGGACUCCUCUCGUCUCUAGACCACGCCAGCAUUCGCCGUGGGUACCAGGUGUACAAGCAGGUGUGCUCGGCCUGUCACAGCAUGGAGUACCUGGCUUUUAGGAACCUGGAGGGGGUGUCACACACCGAGGAGGAGGUUAAGACCAUCGCUGAAGAGGUGGAGGUAGUUGAUGGACCUGAUGAUACCGGGGAGAUGUUCACCCGACCGGGGAAGUCUUCCGACUACUUCCCCAAACCCUACCCCAACCCAGAGGCCGCCAGGGCGGCCAACAACGGCGCCCUCCCGCCUGACCUUAGUUACAUCGUCAACGCCAGGCACGGCGGGGAGGACUACGUGUUCAGCCUCCUGACGGGAUACUGCGAGCCUCCUGCAGGAGUGGCAGUAAGGGAGGGUCUCUACUACAACCCUUACUUCCCCGGGCAGGCUAUCGGAAUGGCCCCGCCCAUUUACAACGAGAUUCUGGAAUACGACGACGGAACCCCCGCCACCAUGAGCCAGGUGGCUAAAGACGUGUGCACCUUCUUGAGGUGGGCGGCGGAGCCAGAGCAUGACCAGCGUAAACGCAUGGGACUCAAGCUGCUGAUGGGGUCGGCCAUCUUGGUGCCUCUCAUCUACUACAUGAAACGACACAGGUGGUCGGUGCUCAAAAGUAGGAAGAUCGCCUACAGGCCGCCUAAAUAGACAUGCAUGGAGCAUGUGAGGGGAACUAGACACACACGCAUUCACACACAAACUGACAGCUACACACACACGCCUUUCUCAAGUGUAUUCCUCCAGAAACGAUAACUUUGCUCGCGUGUGAAGCGCGUGUCAUUCAAAGUUGUUUAUCUGCUGGCAACAAUCGACGUGUGUCAACAUCUGGUUUGAUUGUCUGUUUGUUAAAUUCUCAACGACCAUGUGAGGAUCACACCUCUGUUUUACUGUACAAAAUAAAUUAUAUGAAAUGAAA
Messenger RNA from Nerophis lumbriciformis (worm pipefish), 1244 nucleotides. It is a transcript of the gene cyc1, whose product is annotated as cytochrome c-1. Gene Ontology annotation, cellular component: respiratory chain complex III. Gene Ontology annotation, biological process: mitochondrial electron transport, ubiquinol to cytochrome c. The record is from RefSeq and is a predicted model, not a curated record. Gene Ontology annotation, molecular function: electron transfer activity; heme binding. Lineage: Eukaryota; Metazoa; Chordata; Actinopteri; Syngnathiformes; Syngnathidae.